Molecule: messenger RNA, 926 nt
Organism: Pocillopora damicornis (cauliflower coral)
Lineage: Eukaryota; Metazoa; Cnidaria; Anthozoa; Scleractinia; Pocilloporidae
Product: dolichyldiphosphatase 1
Biological process (GO): lipid biosynthetic process; protein N-linked glycosylation
Cellular component (GO): endoplasmic reticulum membrane; intracellular membrane-bounded organelle
Molecular function (GO): dolichyldiphosphatase activity
Source: RefSeq, a predicted model, not a curated record
AUGGAUUCAGACGCCAUUUUGAUAAUUCCCGCCUUCCAAAGCAUCAUGGAAGUAAAUGCUGCUAAGCACCAUGGGAAAUUCAAUAUGGCGGAAGACACGUUAAGACAGUCUUGCCAAAGUGGUAAAGAUUCCUACCUUUUUGAUUUGGCCGGAGACAAUGUUAAAUGGAAAACAAUAUCUCUCACUCACGUGGAAUAUCCAGAAGGAGAUAUUACGGGGAAGAUCUUGGCAUGGUGUAGUCUGCUUCCUAUAUUUAUCGUGGUUGGUUUUAUUACUUUAAUAAUUUUCCGACGUGAAGUUCACACGAUGACAUUCUUUGGAGGAAUUUUAAUGAAUGAACUUGUUAACAUGGUGGUGAAACACUCUUUGGCAUAUCCUAGACUAUGUGGGGGUCAUGUGUUUGCACAUUCUGGAAGUGCAAUGCCAUCAGAUCAUGCUCAGUUUAUGGCUUUCUUUGCUGUGUAUUCUGUCCUGUUUAUAUAUGUAAGGCUUCUGCAUUUUUCUCAAGCAACCACAGUAUGGGAUGAUUUAAUAGACAACUUAUGGCGGCAUGUACUAGCAGUUGGUGUUGUAUUGGCUGCUGUUGCUGUUGGAUUUAGUAGAAUAUACCUCAGAUAUCACACCCCACAGCAAGUGGGUUAUGGCUUUCUGCUGGGAUGUGGACUUGGCAUUGCUUGGUUUCUUUUCACACAGACAGUUCUCACACCAAUCUUUCCAACUGUAACAACUUGGCCUAUCAGUGAAUACUUAAUGAUCCGUGAUUCAACGCUAAUCCCAUCAGUCAUGUGGUUUGAAUAUACACAGUCAAGAACAGAAAUGAAAAAACGACAAAGAAGAGGCUCACACAACAAUUAUUUUAAGUCUCAUACUUCUUGAAAAGAAAGAUGAGGUCUGUGCAAGGUUGUGCUCAGCAAAACAUAAAUUGA